Messenger RNA from Capra hircus (goat), 1419 nucleotides. RefSeq names its product non-compact myelin associated protein (gene NCMAP). Gene Ontology annotation, molecular function: structural constituent of myelin sheath. The transcript has 4 exons. Gene Ontology annotation, biological process: peripheral nervous system myelin formation; regulation of myelination. Gene Ontology annotation, cellular component: plasma membrane; paranode region of axon; Schmidt-Lanterman incisure. The coding region runs from base 119 to 427 and encodes 102 amino acids. The record is from RefSeq and is a predicted model, not a curated record. NCBI's taxonomy places the organism in Eukaryota, Metazoa, Chordata, Mammalia, Artiodactyla, Bovidae.
CGGGCCCAUCUGAAAGGGAGUCCCUCCUGGAACCCGGCACCCAGGAGGUCACCCUGAAGGACCUGCGGAGGAGCCUGCGCCCUGGUGGCCCUGGGCGGCUCCGUUACUGCACAUCGAGAUGACCACAGCCACCCCUUUGGGGGGUAACACCAUCUUCUCACUGAACAUGACCACCAGAGGAGAAGACUUUCUGUACAAGAGUUCUGGAGCCAUCAUUGCUGCUGUUGUGGUGGUUGUCAUCAUCAUCUUCACCGUGGUUCUGAUCUUACUGAAGAUGUACAACAGGAAAAUGAGGACGAGACGGGAGCUGGAACCCAAGGGCCCCAAGCCAGCUUCCCCUUCUGCCCUGGGCGCAAACAGCAACAGCAGCCAACAGCCUGCAUCGGUGACCUUCAGCCCUGUUGAUGUCCACAUGGAGACUCGGUGACUCCCACGCUAGUGCUGUCUCGGCCACUGUCCAAAGAGCGUUCGGUCAAGACCAAGAAGCACAUUUUUCCUCUGGCAGCUUCACGAUGAGUCCCUUCUGAUCAGGUUGAGGGGGGCAUCUCUUACUCCAUCCCUUAUGCUUCUGGCGACCCCCAGCCCCAUCCUGCCAGGCCCCAGCCCAGCUUCAUCCGUGUCCCUGCCACCACCCUUCCUAAAAGCUCUGCUAACAUUGGGAAUCCACUGAUGUGGGUUUAGCUGUCUCCUCUAAACGCAACAGCUAGACAGACAGACAGGUAGGCAGGCAAGCAGAUAGCCCAGGCCUCUUCUAAUUAGGAGUCAGGAGUCAGGAGUCAGGGCGUGCUCCUGAGAGUGUCUGCUGAGGUCAUAUCAGAGGAAGGGCCCUAUCCAUAGCUUUGCAGCCCAAAAUACUUGAUCCCAUAAUCAGGCACAGGGGAACUAACUGGGACUAACUAACCAAAACUUAACUUGUUCAUAUAUAACUUGUUCUAGGACUAAAUGAACGCUAGCUAGCUUCUGACACCUGAUCUGCAUAUUUCUCCAUCUUUAAGAAAGGUUACAGAAAAAACUGAAUUCUCCAAAGGUGUCUACUCUACAUCUUUAGUAAAGAGUCAAAGUCAAGGACACAGGAUGACCUUAGGAAAACAUGGGAAGAAUGGCCUCUGGGAUGAAAGCGUAUUGGAGUGUCCACGCCAAGAAUGAGCCUGGAGACUGGCCAGGGUGAGGGCCUUUCCCACCCCAGGGGGUGGUGUGGCUGGGUUAACCUGGACUCGGGCUCAUUUCUUGGCUUCCCUCUAUCUGGAUUCUGAGCAGUCCUCACUCUCCAGUUACCACCUUCCCUCCAAGGUCAGGUAUUUAGAGACUGAUUAGAUUACAACUCUAUUUAUGUUACCACUACCCUUCCUUGGAGAAGGCAAUGGCACCCCACUCCAGUACUCUUGCCUCGAAAAUCCCAUGGACGGAGAAGCCUGGUAG